Molecule: messenger RNA, 450 nt
Organism: Naegleria fowleri
Lineage: Eukaryota; Heterolobosea; Eutetramitea; Acrasida; Naegleriidae
Exons: 1
Coding region: 1-450 (149 amino acids)
Source: RefSeq, a predicted model, not a curated record
AUGAGCUCUUCCAAUCUUAAUAAUCCUCAUCCAUCCUAUCUUUCUCAACACCGAAACAGUAUUGGUUCGGAUUCUCAACGUAAUGCUUCUCAUAACCACAAUUCUGUAGAAUAUUUUGGACAUCAUUAUGCCAAGAGCGAGGAAGAGUACAAAUAUGAAAUGAUGGCCCUUAGAAACAUUCCUCACAAAACCACUUCUCAAUUGGUAGAUCAAAUGGAUUGUGUCAAACAUGUUGUCAAUAUGCAGCAACAUGGCUCCUCUCGAGCGAAAAACAGCAGUAGUGCCAACCAUUCACACUCAAACCCAACUUCUUCCCAACGGAGAAGCACGGGAAACCUGAACGAAUUGAUCACUUCUCCAAAACAGCAACACUCAGCUCAUCAUCCUCAGGAUCACCACCAGCAUCAUAAACCAUCUUCAGAUCACAAAUCUCCAAGCAAGAAACACUGA